Messenger RNA from Toxorhynchites rutilus septentrionalis, 993 nucleotides. It is a transcript of the gene Cisd2, whose product is annotated as CDGSH iron-sulfur domain-containing protein 2 homolog. Gene Ontology annotation, molecular function: 2 iron, 2 sulfur cluster binding. Gene Ontology annotation, cellular component: mitochondrial outer membrane; intracellular membrane-bounded organelle. Bases 174 to 572 code for a protein of 132 amino acids. NCBI's taxonomy places the organism in Eukaryota, Metazoa, Arthropoda, Insecta, Diptera, Culicidae. The transcript is spliced from 4 exons. Gene Ontology annotation, biological process: regulation of autophagy. The record is from RefSeq and is a predicted model, not a curated record.
UGACGGCUUUGACCUGAUAUGACGUGCAUUUUGCACAAACCCUUCUCAUUUGGUAGCUGAUCGUUGUGUAGUGAAACAACAGAGCGCCAUCGUCGCGUGAUCAUCGUAUACCUGUUUCUAUUUUUUUCCCCGUGCGCUCGAGUAUUAGAAAGUGGUAUUAGCAAAAAAGAAACAUGGAAACGCUGUCGGGACUUGUGAAGACAACCCUUCCCAACUAUCUGGCUGGACUGCCGAUUCCUAACACUUUCGGGGGUUGGUUCCGGUUGGGAUUCAAAGAUUGGUUCUCCCUCAUUCCGCCAACUGCCGUUGUGGGUGGUCUCGUGUACAUGUCCUACCUUGCAUUUUGUCCGGAGGCCCGACCGAAGCCAGUGAAGAAAUUCAAUCGCAAGAUCCGAAUGUCAGAGGCCAAAGUUGUGGAUAUGAUUGAUAUUGAGGACAUCGCAGAGAAGGCAGCCUUCUGCCGUUGCUGGAAAUCCAACAAUUGGCCAUACUGCGAUGGAUCGCACGGAUCUCACAACAAGGAAUGUGAGGAUAAUCUCGGCCCAGUGGUUCUUCAGCGCAAAAAGAACUAAGCAAACUUAAUAAGUGCUUUCGUACAUGUGUAAUCCUCAUCGAAAUAGCACCCGGAUGCUAUCCACAUUUAUAUUAUUAAUAAUUAUGAAUAAACUUAGAAAGGUAAAAGGGCAAUAAGGAAAAUUCUUGAACCAACUCAUCGUUUCAUUUUUAAACAAAAGCUAAUAAAAACAUAAUAAACAUAGUAAGUUCGCAAUAGGAAUUUGAAAAUAGACGGUGAUAACACAGGGUCCUUAAAAUCGUGUAACUCAUACAGAUUCGGUUAAUAAAACCAUAGUGAUCUGUUAUCAAUUCUCCAACAUUAUUAAGAAUGAUAGACUGCUCGAAUGGUGCUUUAAAUUUGAAAUCAAUCAACUGCCGUAUGUUGUAAACAUUCGAAAACGAAAAUAAAUUGGACGCAUAGAGUUGUUAUAAAUUAAA